AUGGAAUGGACUAGAGGAAGAAUCCUAGGCCGAGGCUCCACAGCCACCGUCUGCGCCGCCACGUAUCACAAUUCAAACGAAACCAUCGCCGUUAAGUCCGCCGAGCUUCACCGAUCAGAGUUCUUGCAAAGAGAAGCCAAGAUCCUCUCGUCGUUGAAUUCUCCGUAUGUGAUCGGAUACAGAGGAUCAGAGACCAAGACAGAGUCAAACGGCGUCGUUACGUAUAACAUUUUGAUGGAGUACGCACCGUACGGUACGUUGACCGAAGCGGCGGCGAAAAACGGAGGCCGACUCGAGGAGGCUCAGGUCGUUAAGUACACGCGCCAGAUACUGCGAGGACUUGAGCAUGUUCACUCGGAGGGAGUCGCGCAUUGCGAUGUCAAGGGGAGCAACGUGGUUGUUGCGGAGAAAGGUGAGGCCAAGAUUGCGGAUUUCGGGUGUGCGAAACGGGUCGACACGGAGUUGGACUCGCCGGUGAUGGGAACGCCGGCGUUUAUGGCUCCAGAGGUGGCUCGUGGGGAAAAACAGGGGAGGGAGAGUGAUAUAUGGGCGGUUGGGUGUACGGUGAUUGAGAUGGUUACGGGGUCUCCGCCGUGGACGGAGGGGGAUGAGAGGGAUGAUCCGGUUUCGGUUCUCUAUCGGGUCGGGUAUUCGGGUGAGACUCCGGAGCUGCCUAGUUUGCUUACGGAAGAAGCAAAGGAUUUCUUGGAGAAGUGUUUGAAGAGAGAAGCGGAGGAGAGAUGGACCGCGACUCAACUACUAAACCAUCCGUUCUUGUUAACUAAACCGGACAUUGAAACGGUUUUUGUUUCCGGUUUUGUUUCUAGCUCACCGACAAGUGUGACAGAUCAAACGUUUUGGAGAUCAGUGGAGGAAGAAGUCGAACAAGAAGAAGAAGAAACAGAGGAAUUACAGGAGUAUUCGAGAGAUCUAGACCGUUUAAACUUGUGGGCUUGUCAUUUGGAGAAGAUCGGACGGCUGAGAUGCGUUGGUGGGUUGGAUGGGCCCAGAUGGGAUAUGGAAGGUGAGGAUUGGAUCACGGUGAGAGUGAGUUGUGAAGGAACAAUGAUUAGUGGGUCACAUGAGGAAUUGAUUAUUGGAGAAAAUGUAUUUGGGGGAUUGUAA
Microthlaspi erraticum is the source of this 1125-nucleotide messenger RNA. NCBI's taxonomy places the organism in Eukaryota, Viridiplantae, Streptophyta, Magnoliopsida, Brassicales, Brassicaceae. The record is from the annotation of a GenBank genome assembly.